AUGGGAGCUACGGUCCAACAGCACGCUACACGCAUAGAUCAUUUGGAAGCUUGUCAGAAGGAGACCACUGAUCGCCAGGACAGCACCUUGUCCCGCUUGCAAGCACUUGAGAAAGUUGUGGCAGAUCUCGAGAAGCAACAAUCAAGGUCGCCUACACCUGUCAGGUACGUGCCCGGCACUCCGAGAGGUCGCGGAACGAGUCCACGCAGCCCACGAGGGAGCAGAGACCCUUUUCAGGACACGAACCGUGAUCCCAUGCAAGAUCUUGGCCUGGUGGUUGGGGGCUGGACGGACGCCCGCAGUCACGAAGCUGAGGAAGAGGUGCGUAACAUGUUUAAGGCCGCGCAGGCUGAAUCCUUGAUCGAGCAGAUAACAGGCCCCUCUGGUCGCACCAACUUCCUGCGAGUGUCACUUCUUUUUCCCGAGAACUCUAGCCUCCCCCGCAAACGUCUGAUCCAGAAGGAGUUGCUUGACAAACUCAAAGCGAUGAAGUGCACCAGUGGUAUCGAAGGCCAGAACGAUGCUGAACUGUGGAUCCAGAAAGACAGACCGAUUGAGGAACGGCUCCGCAUCCGGGCAGUAGUCCUAACCAAAAAUUUUUACAACAAGCUCCCGCCCCUGGCUUUCGAGACCGUGACAGGGCGCGACAAGGAAACACUCCAGCAGGCUUGGAUCGACUAUGGCCCGGCGUCGACUCCCUAUGGGGACCUCAGUCGGAUCUGGGACGUCACGGACUUGCCAGGCACAGAAGUUGUUGCUUUGCAGGAGCUUGGGGGACUCCCUGAGAAAUGCCCGAGCUCUGACUCGGUGCUGCACCACGAGGUCUAUCUUGGAGGCCGUAGUUUCACUUUCUUUUUCUCUGAUCCUUCGCAUUCGUUCCGUGGGAGCGCCGUUGGCAUUCCCACUGAAUGGGUCGGGAGGGUUGAGGCUACAACUUCUUUUUGCACAGGUUUGGGAAUCAUCCUCAAACAUCAAGGGGUGCGCCAGUUCAUUAUGACGGCUCACCUCCCACACGAUCUCCGUAAGGACUGCCUGCCCGUUUGGCAGACCCAGGUCGAGGAGAUUCUAGACUUCUGCUCGGCGCGGAGAUACCAUGACUUAGUCUGUCUGUGCGCCGACCUUAAUUACGACAUCUUGGACAUUGUCCGGGUCGAUGAGAGAGGCAUUCCAUUUGGCCGACUCCUUAGAGAACUUGGCCUUUCGCACAGUAGACCAGUCUCGGCCACUUGGCGCAAUACCAGAGGAGCGUCUUCUCGAAUCGACUACUUUCUGUUUUCUCUGCCCUCUAUGACCGUGCGUGAUGACAGGGUUCAUGUAGGUAGUGAGGAAAUUGUAGGCUCGGAUCACAGUGCAAUCACGCUCACCCUUGAGACCGUGGGGCGGGCAGGACGACGUCGCUUCUUCAACACACGUUGUGGCAAGUGGUGGGUCGAUGCUCCGCAACUCAGCUCCAAAUGCGAGCAGCUAGCAGAACAGCUAGACUUGAGUAUGCAGGACCUUACCAUGCAGCACCUCACCACAAUCUGCCAACACAGCUCCAAGCGCAUCACUAGCUGUCGUUAUCGGGAUUCUCCCGAAAUCAAGCAACUGAUCCGGGAUCGUAAACUACUUCGAGGCCUGCCAGCCAGACAGCUAGCCAAGCGCAUUGCAGAUGAGAGGAAAGUGGCCAAGCGGGAGUGGCUGAGCGACCUCCUGGCCAAGGGAGCAGAGGGGGAUUUCAGGGCGCUCAGUUAUUUCAAAAAACGCAACUCCUCUGCAUAUACCCAAGGAUCGUACUGUAUGCGAGCGGGUGGGUCCGUGCGAGCCAUUUCUGACCUCAGGUCCUUUUACCGUUUGAAGUAUACCCAGGACGAUCACGUCCCACAGGGCCUGGCUUUGGCGAUCUUCCGAGGACGCGCGGGGCCUAUCCAAGCCCCCACUCCUUUCAGUUUAACGGAAAUCCAAGAGGUGGCUUUUCAGUGCAAGCACAACAAGAGCACGGGGGCAGACGGUAUCAGCUACGAAGCCAUACAGCUACUACUGCAAACCAGCCUCUCCGAGCACCUUGUUGAGCUCUUCAACGACGUGCUGUGGGGUACUCGUGCAAUACCUACACCCUGGCUCUCCAACCAUGUCAUUUUUUUGCCCAAAACUGCGGCUCCUGAAAGUCCCAAGGACCUGCGUCCCAUAGUCUUGUCACCCACGGUAGCCAAAGUGUUCACCAAAGCUCUCAUGUUGCGCCUUAGGCCCCGACUACCUAGGAUCCAGGCCUUCCAGGUCGGUGGACUGCCGGGCAGACAAACCCUAGACGCGGCUUGUGCCGUCCAGCACGCGAUCCGACUGGCGCAACAAUACGACAAAACGUUGUAUGUAGUGAAACUUGACAUCACAGCUGCAUUCGACAGCAUGUCCCAUGAAGCCGUCGCUGCCUUUUUGGCAACGGCCACGGGGUGCCGGGAGGCGGAACUCCUGUUGGAGAUCAUUGUGCAGACUAAGGUCGAACUCAGCCUUCAAGGAACAAGGUGGGAGCAACCGCUCUCCAAAGGAAUCCUGCAGGGCAGUACCUACUCUGCCGAAUUAUUCGCCAGGGUCAUCGACUUCUUUCUUACACCCACCCAGGAUCGGUGGCAGGACUCCGAGGACUCCUGGCUAGCCGACGAGACAGGGCUUAAGCUUUUCCUCAGUCCUUUCGCAGACGACCUAGUACUCCUGGGGACCUCUAGGGAGCAGACCCAGAGACUCCUCAGGGACAGUGAGGAAACUCUUCAGGCUAUCGGGCUGCAUUUCAAUGCCAAAAAGUGUAAGUACCUGCACUCCCCAGGCACUUCGGAUGUCCCUUUCAGGCUACAGAGUGGCCAAGGCAUUGAAGCUGUUGGCUCGAUGAUUUUUUUGGGAGUGCUCCUUGGCUUCCACCUUUCCUGUGUGUCGGUCAUUGCGGCACGAAUGGCUAAGGUCAGUAAUGCCUUCUGGGGUUACUUUCGAGUUCUCCGUCAAGCCGGGGUGGGCUUGACCCAAAGACUGCGAGUGUUUGAUUGUUUCAUCACCUCCCGUUGGAGAUGGAUGUCUCCCACGGCACGGCCCCUACAGACAGUUCGGGCGUACUUGAAAAGAGCACACACGACCUUCCUCUCUGUCAUUUUGGGGUUUACACGUGAUCCGUUCCAGGGGUCGGUGGAUGCAUGGCUGUCUCGCCGACGCACUAGUCGCGCCGCUGCACAGUGCGUCCAGCACAGGAGAUGGGAAGCCACGCAGGCGCAAGCAUUCUGGACCUACUGGGGACAUGCUGCACGCUACGGGCGUGGGGACAGGAUACCCCUGCGCCUCAUGCUACAAGUGCGAGGACCUGUUUGGCUCCUCAGUAACCAUGCUCGUAUCCGUAGGGCUAGGCCUGGGAGAGCUCCGGACACCAGCCGGUUCAUUCAGCUAGAGUGGGACCACUUUUUGCAACAAACGGGUUACGUCGGUGUCGCCUUAUCCUGGACUGAGGGUGCACAGGAUCGAAACAAGUGGAAGGACUUUAUCAGUUAUUGGCUUCAUGCCAAUAGCUGCGAUCUCACCAGGUACUACGACAUGCCUCUGGAGCAACUCGAUCUCCGAGGACGUAUGCUACUAAGGAACGGAGAUGUCUUCUCGCUCCUGCCCACCCGACAUGUACCAGUCGAGACGGCUCAUCCCUCUUCUUUCUUGAGCAUCGAUCUCGAGCCUGAGGCGCGAGUCACUGACCCGUCUCAGUCUGAGCAUCUGCUUCGGGUUUUUUCCGAUGGCAGCGCUCCGCAGGGCAGACACAACACACAGGGGGGACCAGGCGGGGGCGCUGUCGUCCUCCUACCCCCCUAUGGGGACAUUCAGGACGCCAUAGUGAGCUACUUCCGGAUUCCCGGCCCGUGUAGCAAUAUCGAGGCGGAAGUGCGCGCCGCUGCUCAUGCCCUAAAGAUGAUCCAGGAAGUCCGCCGACGGUUUCCACACCUUCCUGUGCAAUUCUGUACGGAUUCGCAGUACGUGCUUCAGGUACUGAACGGGGACUUCAUAGGGACACAUCACGCGUCAGCUACGAAUGACCUUUUGUGCAGGUGGAGUGAACUCUCCUGUUACGUUCAAGCCUGCCACGUCCGUGCUCACAAGGGUUUCUUGCUGAACGAAGUUGCAGAUCACUUCGCCAAGAAGGCGCGCUCCCUCGGCCACUCGUGCACAGUAUACCACACACACAACAUGUCUAAGGCGGCUGUGACUCCACGGCACACGGGAGUCUUCAUGCCAUGGCUUGUCUGA
This is a messenger RNA of Symbiodinium sp. CCMP2592, 4248 nucleotides long. The record is from the annotation of a GenBank genome assembly. Lineage: Eukaryota; Dinophyceae; Suessiales; Symbiodiniaceae.